AUGUCUUCGAUGUUGAGCGUCGGCGUCCUCUUCGACUUUGACGGCACGCUGGGCGACACCGAGGCGCCGGCGAUGGACGUCGCCUUUUGGGAGCUCGCGCCCUUCAUGCCGUCGCUCGAGCGGCUCGCCACGGACCCGGCGGGGCUCGACGCAGCCCGGGACGCUUUUGUGGUGGAGAAUGCCGGCAAGGCCUUCGAGUUCAUGCUCGAAAAGGUGGACGCGGAGCGCGCAGCGUCCGGCGGGCUGCUGCCGAUCGAGCAGGCCUGGGCGCGCGACCUGGCGGCGUGCGCGCUCACAGCCUCGCCGCUCGCAGCGGCGGUGGACACGCAGCGCGCAAAGCUGGGGCUGAAGACGCUCGCCGACAUCUUCUCCGCCAGCGCGGCGGAGCCGACCCUGCUCGCGCAGCAAAAGGCCGACACCAACGCGCGGCUCGCGAUCGCAGCCACCCCGACGCCGAACACGCCCGCCGCACUCGAGGCGCUGGUCAAGGCGACCUGCGCCGUGCCGCCGGCCAGCGUGCCCUUUGUGAUCGCCACCACCUCCGGCAAGCCGCGCGUGCCAAUCUGCGUCGACGCGUGCGGCUUCCGGGCGCACUUUCCGUCCGACGACGCAAACAUCCACUCGGGCGAGUCGGACUUCGACCCGCCGCGCUUCAAGCCGGCGCUCGAAGCCUCGCCCCGCCUCCCCAGGGCCCUGUCCGGCGGGUCAUGCUUUCCCGCGGAGCCCGCCCUCUCCCACCUCCCCGCCGCGCGCACCCUGCUGCCGGCCCGCCUCUGCCGCCCCGCCUCUGCCGCCCCGCCUCUGCCGCCGCCUCUGCCGCCCCACCCUCUGCUGCCGGCUCGCCAGGCGCCGGACGUGUACCUGCGAGCCGCCUCGUACGUCGGCGGAGGAGGGGGUUUGCCUCCGGCCCGGUGCGUUGCGGUGGAGGACUCUGCGAGCGGGGUCGGCUCCGCCGCCAAUGCGAAGAUCGGCCUGAUCGUCGGCUACGUCGGCGCAUCCCACAUCACCGACAAGGAAGCCGGCCGAGGUCUCGAGGACGGGCACGCGCGGAUGCUGAUGCGCGGGCACGACCGGCCGAGGCGGCUGCGGGACGGGGAGCGGUCCGAGGACGGGCGCGGAGCCGACGUCGUGCUUGCGGACAUGGCGGACUUGCCGGCCGUGGUUGCGGCGUUCGGCACGGGCGGCGGCGCGGCGGUGCGAGGCGCGUCGUGGGUGCGCCUCCCGAGCUGCAGCAGCUAG
Molecule: messenger RNA, 1239 nt
Organism: Emiliania huxleyi CCMP1516
Lineage: Eukaryota; Haptophyta; Isochrysidales; Noelaerhabdaceae
Exons: 5
Coding region: 1-1239 (412 amino acids)
Source: RefSeq, a predicted model, not a curated record